This is a messenger RNA of Lolium rigidum, 420 nucleotides long. RefSeq names its product two-component response regulator ORR11. Gene Ontology annotation, biological process: phosphorelay signal transduction system; cytokinin-activated signaling pathway. NCBI's taxonomy places the organism in Eukaryota, Viridiplantae, Streptophyta, Magnoliopsida, Poales, Poaceae. The transcript has 5 exons. The record is from RefSeq and is a predicted model, not a curated record. The annotation marks the transcript as partial.
GGCGGCGUGGUGGGGGCGGUGGCAGUGGGGGCGCCGGUGGACGGGGGCGCGGCGCCGCUGCACGUUCUCGCGGUGGACGACAGCUCCGUCGACCGCGCCGUCAUCUCCGGCAUCCUUCGCAGCUCUCGGUUCCGUGUGACGGCCGUGGAUAGCGGGAAGAGGGCCUUGGAGCUGUUAGGAUCGGAGAACAACGUGAGCAUGAUAAUCACGGAUUACUGGAUGCCGGAGAUGACGGGAUACGAGCUCCUGAAGAAGGUCAAGGAGUCAUCCAGGCUGAAGCAGAUCCCCGUGGUGAUCAUGUCCUCCGAAAACGUGCCGACAAGAAUCAGCAGGUGCUUGGAGGAAGGCGCGGAGGAUUUCCUCGUGAAGCCCGUCAGGCGGUCUGACGUGUCCCGGGUGUUCAACCGCGUGCUCCCAUGA